Messenger RNA from Trichobilharzia regenti, 827 nucleotides. Lineage: Eukaryota; Metazoa; Platyhelminthes; Trematoda; Strigeidida; Schistosomatidae. The record is from the annotation of a GenBank genome assembly.
GAUCGAGCCAAUUUCUGAUUGGUUAGGGGAAUUAAUCACUGAAUGAAAUAGUGUCAUGUGUUAGUGGUAUAAAUAGUCCAACAAAAUAUUCUAUACUAGAUAAGCUGGUUAGCCUCUAUUUAGUCUAUAUUGUGGUAAAAUGGUGUCGCAUAGGUCAAAAUUAAACCUCACCUUACUCCUCAGUCUGUACAUAUUCAAUAUUAUGAAGAUUGAAUCGGCUACGUAUAUGCUUCAAAUGCAAGUUGAUGGAUCAGAACAAAUGACUGUUGAUUUUGACGGGAUGAACUUCACUUUGAGUGAUGACCUUACAUUAACAGUUCAAGAUAAUGACUGUACAAGGACAGUUUCUUUGCAACCACCAACCCAUGAUGAGCUGAUAACUGGAAGCGGAUAUCGUUCAGGUUCUAUGCUGUGCAAAAGUUGGUUUGCACCAAACCGAGAAAAUCAUCGGGAAGUGGAUGAAGUAAAGGAAUACUAUGAAGAAAGUGAACCUUAGAGUAUGGCUGUGCAAACCGCUACUCGAGCUGCAGUGGAAAUGGCAAAUAUAUAGGCCUCAUACUCAUUGUAUAACUGAGAAAUAGUUUCAGUUUUGUUAAUUCCAAUGCUCUGUUUGCAUGUUAUUAAAAUGAUGAAUAUGCUUCAUUUACUUAAUACUGAAUAUCCUGCCUCCUCUUUCUAUAGAUUAGUUUCUCUCCAAUAAACGUAUAUUCGUAAACUUCUUUCGUGUUAAUAACAAAUGUGAACUGUUCUUGUGUGUUGAGAUAGUAAGUAAGUACAUGAUUGAUUUCAGUGCGGAUUGUGUCUGUCGUUCAUACUGAGUUUGCUAU